ACUCACCAUUGGCUUGAGCUUCAGGUAUUGAUUAUGAAGCGGAAAGUGAGGAAUGUGGCUAUGGUAGUCGUAAUCUCUCUCGCUGUCAUUGUUUACUCUUUACAACUGUGCUUGUUCUCGCCAGAGGGCUCCGCGUAUGAAGGUGCUGUUACCUCGGGCGAAUCUCUGUUUGGCUCGGGUGAGCAUAGUGGCUCAUCAUCAUCCAGCUCGACGACCUGCUCCAAGCAGCAUGCCUGUGAACCAUGCCCUGGAACAGUCUCUGCUCCGUCGACCUUGUCAGACAGCGAGCCUAUCACAUCACUGGCUGGCGACGAUCACAACCGUAUGAUCGUGACGCCAUCGGGCAGUUUGCCGUGGCCAAAGACGAUGCCGGUGGUAGGAGAUGCACUCGGCCCGGGUGUGGCUCCCUCGCCAGGUGGUGAGCCUGUAGAGCUGUUUGGUUUGGCGCCGGUCGCAGAGUACGACUUUAUUCAGACUCUGACUCCUGUUGUCCUCGACGAUGUGUCUGCUUACCUCACAGCCGUGGCUGAUGAUGACAAGGCUGCGCUGGGAGAGAUCGAGGCCAAGCGUGAGAAGGUGCGGGCCAAAGUGAGCGCGUGGCCGAUCAUCGACUCGUAUAAGCUGGUGCCCCAAAUGCAGGAAGUGCCCAUCCACCACUCGGUCUUGUACUUUGGCGGCAGGAUGUAUCAGGCGCCGUCGCUCGACGCGUGUCGGGCGAUGGCAGCGGAGGUUGGCGGGCGCGAGAUUCCACUCGGCAUUGCGGUGGACAUUAACGGUGUGCCGUAUGGCAACCUCUGGGACAUGAACAUGCUCAUGACGAUGCCGACGUAUUUGACGCUGUCGCGGUUGCUACUGUGGCGGCUCUUUGACGAUCGGUUUGCCACCGGCGAGUGGGGCGCCGAGAUGGAGGCUGAGCUGCGGGCCGCGGUCGCGUUUGACGUCCUCAACACGGCGCUCAUGCACCUCCGUCCUACGCUCCUCUACAGCUACGGCAGCCCCGAGACGCCGUUCCACCAGACGAAUCAGACGAAUCUGUUCCGGUCGCUGACCAGGUCGGAGAUGAUCGGCCUGAUGUGGGACGGCGCCGGGCGGGACGGGCUUCCGCUCUCGACGCACGAGCUCGAUACGCAGAACCGCGGCACGGUUUGCGUCCGGCAUGUGGCGGCGGGCGUUCCAGACAUCUAUCCCUGGAACAUGGAAAGGGCUGUGCCCAAGCCGCUGUUUUUUGGGCAGACGUUGCCGUCUGCGCGGCGCGACCUGGCGUACACCAUCCGGGCGAUGCGACGAAUGGUGCUGACCCGAGGGUUUGGAGCGUACAGCGACGAGCUACUGCCGAUGGUACCGAAAGUGACGCUCAUCUCGCGACGCGGGGUGCCGAACAAGCACAUCGAGCCGUGGGUCGAGUUUGUGGAGGAGGUCCGAGCCAUCUCGCUCCACCACAAGCACAGCUUUGAAAUUGUGGAGAUAGGUAGCCUUGAUCUGAAGGCACAGCUGCUCCCGUUUUACAACUCGCGGGUGGUGGUUAUCACCACGGGCGCGGCGAUGGUCAACACGCUUUUCAUGCGGCGGGCAUCAAGCCUGUUGAUGCUCUGGGAGUUUGGCCCGCUCUCGUUUGGCGAGGGCGUCAUCUCGCUCAAUGGCGACGACAACGACAUGUGGUUCAACAAGAUUCCGCUGCACAUCGACGAGACCUGGCGGCCGUACGAGCCGUUCAACGUAAGCAUCUGCCACGAAGAGCAGGCCAUCGGCCAUGUUUUCUCCAUCUGGUGCGUGCACAACGUCUUUCCGCCGAUCGACCUUGUCGUCUCGACCCUCGACCGUGUCUUGUCGCAGCCGAUGGGCACCCUCUCACCGCCGUGACCGUUCAUUCCCACCACCUGUACACUUCCUGGAACCUAACAACCCCAAUCCGACCUUCCCCUCAUCAAGCACCGUACCCACCC
Molecule: messenger RNA, 1943 nt
Organism: Thecamonas trahens ATCC 50062
Lineage: Eukaryota; Apusomonadida; Apusomonadidae
Exons: 2
Coding region: 34-1860 (608 amino acids)
Molecular function (GO): glycosyltransferase activity
Source: RefSeq, a predicted model, not a curated record